ACCAUUCAAGUUUAAGAUUGUAGAAUUUAUUGUGGAGACAUUAUUCGCAAGUUGUGCUUGAGUUUUAUUUAUUUGAUUUUUUAUAUUAGUUUUUUCUAACAGAUUUUCAGAAUGUCCCUGCUGGCCCUUCGUCCUUUACUGGUUCGCAGCCGGUUCCACAGUAUGCCCUUGUUGCGCGUCGUCACCGUUUCUUCGGGGGUGGUGCCAAAGCAGUCACGUUUCUAUGCUGCCCAACCAAAGCGCUCAUCUGCCGAGGCCACUUCCCUAACGGCCGGCUCUGGCCGGACCGAUGUUUCAACGGAUGUGAAACCGCUGGGCGAACGGGUGAAGGAAAACACCAAAACGGCAAGCUAUAUGGGCGUGAUUCUGCUUGGCGUUGGCGUAACAGGGAUACUGUUUUUCGCCAUUUUUCGCGAGUUGUUUUCAUCUAAUAGUUCGAAUAGUAUUUAUGCGGAUGCACUGGACCGGGUGAAAGAUGAAGCUCGGGUGAAAGACGCUCUUGGGGCUCCCAUCAAAGGUUAUGGAGAGGAAAACAGCCGAGGACGGCGGAGGCAUGUAGCUCACACGACCUACCUCCGGGAGGGUGUUCAGUAUUUGCGGAUGCAGUUCUACAUUCAGGGCAUUAGAAAUAAGGCGACAGUGCAUUUGGAAAAGCGAAUGAAUGAGAAAGGAGAUUACGAAUACCGAUAUUUAUUCGUGCAGCUUGAUUACUAUCCACACACCACAAUCAUCCUAGAGGAUAACAGACUGCAACAGGAUGGUACAAAACUGGGCGGAAGCUUCCAACCAAUCAGCGAAUUAAAAUGAUUCUAGUACACUGCCAGGGAGUGUGAUAAUUUGUAAAUAGUAAACGUAAAUUUUUUUAGUUAUGUGUCUGUCACUCGUGUGAAUGAAAUUUAC
Molecule: messenger RNA, 900 nt
Organism: Sabethes cyaneus
Lineage: Eukaryota; Metazoa; Arthropoda; Insecta; Diptera; Culicidae
Product: mitochondrial import inner membrane translocase subunit Tim21
Exons: 3
Coding region: 112-807 (231 amino acids)
Biological process (GO): protein import into mitochondrial matrix
Cellular component (GO): TIM23 mitochondrial import inner membrane translocase complex
Source: RefSeq, a predicted model, not a curated record